Molecule: messenger RNA, 1089 nt
Organism: Ramularia collo-cygni
Lineage: Eukaryota; Fungi; Ascomycota; Dothideomycetes; Mycosphaerellales; Mycosphaerellaceae
Product: related to pisatin demethylase / cytochrome P450 monooxygenase
Exons: 3
Coding region: 1-1089 (362 amino acids)
Molecular function (GO): iron ion binding; monooxygenase activity; oxidoreductase activity, acting on paired donors, with incorporation or reduction of molecular oxygen
Source: RefSeq, a predicted model, not a curated record
AUGGAACAUCUCAUUGAUGAUGUCGUCAAUCUCAGUCUGCAGCAAUUGCAUCGCUAUGCCAGCGAGCGCCGAACCGUAAGACUCGAUGCAUGGACAAUGUUCUUCGCAUACGAAGUCGUCAGCAGCUUGGCGCUCGGACAAACCACAGGAUUUCUUGAACGCGGUGAGGAUGUGAACGGCAUCAUCGAAUCAAACCACAUGGGAUUUUGGCUGAACUCCAAUGUCGGAUACCUCCCCGGGCAGAGCACAUGGUUCGCCAACUAUUACUUCCUGUGGUUCAUGACCAAGUUAGGUUCGAACUUUGCCGCAAUCAGCGACUGGAUAGAUGGAGCUGUAAAGGAUGGCCGAAUUUCCCAGACGAAUUACACCCCGCGAAGAAGCGACUUACUGCAGUGCUUCUUCGAGAUGACUGAUAUGGAUGGCAAGCCUGCCUCCGACGAGGAGGUAGCUUCUGAGAUUGGCAACGUCCUCGGUGCUGGAGCAGACACUACGGGGACGCUGAUUGUGGCUGCCCUCAGAUAUCUGAUCGCAAAUCCGGAUGAUUACCGGCGUGUGCAGCAAGAAGUUGACAACGAGCAUCGAGAGUCAGGUUUAUCCAAUGAUCAGGAGAUCAAGUAUGCCAGCCUUGCGAAACUGCCCUUUCUCUGCGCCGUGAUACAGGAGUCUUUGCGACUGCACCCUUCAAUAGUGUACCAAUUGCCGAGAGAAUCGUUGACCUCUGCGACCAUGGUUGGCGAUUAUCUGAUUCCGCCAGGUGUGAGUAUCAGCGUGAGCCCUACAGCCGCUAAUCGAUCCACCGAAGUCUUCGGUCUUGACGCCAACACAUGGAGGCCGCAAAGAUGGAUUGAAAAGGACGAAUCUGCAGAUUCAGUACCGUCCCAAGACUCUUUGAUGACGUUCGGGAGAGGCUCUCGGGGUUGUCUAGGGAAAAAUCUGGCGCUUGUCGAAGCCCACAAGUACAUUGCUUCGUUCGUCAGAAACUUCGAAGCGAGUUUCAAAGACCCUGAGUAUCAAGGCAAGAUCAAAAGCUUCUUUUUCGCUAAGAUUGAAGAUGUCGAGGUCGUCCUAGUCAGUCGGCGCCGGCAAUAG